AUGUCUUCGCCGCCACCAUCUGACUACCCCGAAGACGAUGACACCACGAGUGUGCAGCGGCUCCAAGCGCAACAGAACAAAGCCGUUCGCCUCAUUCUUGGAGCUCCGACCUGGACUAAAGUCAGCAACUUACAAGUCGAGACUAACAUCGCCCCUGUAGAGGUCCGAAUCGCCAAGAAUGUGGCCACCAUCACUACCAAAAUAUUGACAAAACCAGGGUAUAGAAAGACACAGGAUAGACUGAGGACAGCAAAAACACAAAGGAACCAGCCUGCAGGCCAACAGUGGAGCCGCAGCGCUACUACAAAGUGCCCGAUGCUCAAAAACGCGACAUUACGGCGAGAAGAAUACAUGGAGAACUCUCUAUUGCCAGACUCGAAGGACACACCAGUGUACUACACCGACGGGUCGAGAGAUCAAGACACCGGCAGGAGCGGCGCUGCCUUUGUUCUCAGAGGAGAAGAACACGCUUGGCGCCUCUGCGAUGGCUGCAGCAGCCUCCAGACGGAGUUAGCUGCGAUUUUUCAAGUCACGGCCCAUGCACUACAACAAGAGACCACCACGAUAGUCAUACACACCGACUCCAGAUCUGCAAUAGAAGUUCUCCAGCGGCAAAAGAUACGAGACAACACGCAACUAACUACCAGCAUUCUCGGCAACCUGCAACAUCUCCAGCGUCAAGGAAAAGCCAUCACCAUUAACUGGAUACCAAGCCAUGUUGGUAUCUUAGGAAACGAGACUGCCGACAUCGCCGCCAAGAUGGCCGCCAUGAGAGCAGACGUUAUGAUGCACAUCCGGCCAUCGCUAUCAAGUCUCAAAGCAGCAGCGCGCAAGUUGGAACACCAGAUCAACGACACCAGGAACAGAAUAAAUGCCGAGGAAGGAUCAAGAAGCUACUCCUGGUACCGGGCAGUCACAGGAACAAGAAGCCUCGAGGUAGCAGGAGACACCCCUAGGACGACGAGGGUCCAUCUCCACCGUCUACGCCUGGGGUACCCUUGCAACUGGCAGCUGAUCGACAGAGUCAACAGAGCUUGCAGCCACUGCCACUUCACCCCGGCUGAACCGCUUCUACAUUGGAUUGUUGAGUGUCCCCUGACACAAGAACUUCGACAAGCCCUGCAUCUCCGAGAUCACGACUCCGAAUCACCAGAAGCAAGGCCCGCAGCCAUACACCUUCUCAGAAGAAUAUGGGCCGAGAAACCCUGCAUCCUCCUCUCUAUGCUCAAAGACCAUCCACCUCCGCGCUAG
Portunus trituberculatus (swimming crab) is the source of this 1251-nucleotide messenger RNA. RefSeq lists its product as uncharacterized. The transcript is spliced from 3 exons. NCBI's taxonomy places the organism in Eukaryota, Metazoa, Arthropoda, Malacostraca, Decapoda, Portunidae. Gene Ontology annotation, molecular function: nucleic acid binding; RNA-DNA hybrid ribonuclease activity. Bases 1 to 1251 code for a protein of 416 amino acids. The record is from RefSeq and is a predicted model, not a curated record.